GGAGCCGAUGUCACUGCUGUGCGGCCCCAGGCGGGGGCUAGCUGACAGCAGCGCAGAGCCGGGAUCUCCUCCCAGCAGUGCUGGGGGCAGCACAGGGGGGGAGAAGGGCCACUUGCGGAGCCCGGCUGGGGUCACGUAGAGCGGGUGGGGACAGGUACCGGAGGGGUCCCCCGCUUGCUGGGCUCUGGUCUCUCCCUUGCUCUUGGCGAGCCGUAUUCAGGGCCUGUCAGCAGAGCCCGGCCGCCCCCCGCCGCCCCAAUGCCGCUUCGGCAGCACCUGUCCCCCCAACGCGCCUGGGGACCCCCAGGGAAAUCGGUGUCCCCCUCCCCUCCCGCGAACCCACGUGCGAAGCUCGGGAGCCCCGCCCUGGGGCUCCACCCAGCCCGGCCGCCUGGUGUUUCCUUGCAGGGGCGGGGAACAGCCGCCGACUUCCCCAGCCCGCCGCUUGAGCGCAGAGGUGGCGGGCCCCGGAAAGCCAGACGCGGACGGGUCACGGAGCGGCGCCGCCCUGCCAGUGACCCGGCGGGGAGGCGCGCACGGACCCCCAGAGCCCGGCCGGACGCGCAGGGCUGGGUGAGUAGCCACCUGUCGCCUCCCCGCCAGCGCUCGGCCAGGGGCCCCGGGGCAGCCGAGGCGCACAGCGCCGGCCGGGGUGAGCAGCUGCUCCUGCCUCCAAAAACUGCCUAUUCGACAAUAAGGAUCCAAACGCACUCCGGCUCCUGCUGUUGCAACACAAGAGAACCCGAAGUAUCCAGUCUGGUGCUGGCCCUUAUGGAGAGCUGUCCCCUUGCCAUGCUACAGCCAAUAUCCUUAGCAACACCCUUGGUGAUUCGUGAUGGAAGGGUGUGAUAUCUGUUGGUGGGCAGGAUAGCUUUUAAGUCAAGAUUCAUGUGGGCACUUCUCACCUGACUAUUAUCCCGAUAUGGCUGGCUGGGUCAGGCGGCUCCUGCAGAAACCCAAGCGAAGCUCCAGCUCCGCAGGAAGCAAUUUGAACACCAAACAGUCCCCCUCCUCCUCUUCCUCCUCCCUGGUGACAACCGCCAGCUCUUCCACCAGCAGUGCGGUGGCCAGCCAAGGACAACUGUCUCCUGCCUCCCAGGUGAGCAUCAGCAGCGCAGGGAGUGCCCGCUGGGCCAAGAGCUAUGACGUGUGCAUCUGCCACAGCAACGAGGACUUGGAGUUUGUCGAGGAGAUGGUCUCCUAUCUGGAGAGCCAGACUGAGGGCAUCCGCUGCUUCCUGCAGCUGCGGGAUGCCAUGCCGGGGAGUGCUAUCAUGACAGAACUGUGCGAUGCUGUCCAGAACAGCCACUGCUGGGUCCUGCUAAUAACCCCUAGCUUCCUCGAGGAUCCCUGGUGCAGGUACCAGAUGCAUCAGGCGUUGGCAGAGGCGCCUAUGGCCAACGGGCGUGCCAUCCCUGUGCUGAAGGGCAUUGACCGGAAAGACUACCCCCGGGAGCUGAGGUGCCUCUACUAUAUCGAUGUGACGCGCAAGGAGAAUGGCUUCAGGCCGAUUAAGGACACGAUCCUGCGCUACCUGCAGGAGCACUGUCGAAGCACCGUGAGCAGAAUAGAGUGACUGGAGUCCUGCAGGGGAAAGAAGCACCCUGAGAAAGCAGAUCCCGGCCGAAGGGAAAUGGAACGAGAAUCCACACUGCUGCUUCCAAAGUCUCUGGAGCUGCCUCAUUUGAUCUCAGUGGAGAGCAGAUUCCAGGUGGUCUACAGCCAAGUUCUCCGAUGCACAAAUCACCUGUAGAAUUACAAAUGGGAACCGUCUCUCACGAGGGCUUCUGGACGGAAGCAUUUCUCUCAUGUCAGGCUGCUCCCCACCAUGAACGCUAAUACCAGGCACUGCUGAGAGGACAAGCAAAAUGUCUAACACCAAUGGAGAGUGAGGCUUACGUGUGGCUUCUGGUGCUAAAGACUUGGAAGAAGCAUGAGGUUUGUUCCAUGUUGUAUUGUACAGUGCAGGGGACUUGGCUAGAAUCUGGAGCUUGAGUGUUGGUGACUCCAAGUAAUUGAGGGUAAACACAGGUAAAUGGAGUUUACCCACUUCUCAUUUGGGGAGUAGGGAGUCUAAUUUAGGUUUCUUACUUUCAGGAAGCUGAUAGGCAGCUAAAUCUCUAAUGACCUUCCAAAAGCCAGUUUGGAGCUGUUACAAUACGCACUCUUGCCUAUGUUAAAUUCCUCCAAGCCCCAAGGAGCAUAGGCACCGACUCCAUUAUAUAUACUCCACAGCUGUUUGGGUGGCAGCCACCGAUCAGUUGGGUGAGGCGCUUGGGGAAGGGCGGAGAGCAGCAGGCAGGUGGGGCCUCAGGGAGGGGCAGGCAGAGGCAGAGCGAGGGCAGGGCCUUGGGGCGGGGCAGGGCCUUAGGGCGGGACAGUGGAGCACCCCCUGGGGGAAAAAGAAAACUCAGAGCCUAUGUCAAGGAGUAUAAACUGACAUGAAGUUUCCCCUUUUGGAGCUUUGACACUCAUAUGAAGAGGAGCUACACAUAGGCUGGUCUUUGGUAUUUUGAGUGUAACGUCAGUUUUAGUUUUGAUUUUUACAAUUGUAAUUUAAAUAUGUGUACAAAUAAAU
Trachemys scripta elegans is the source of this 2578-nucleotide messenger RNA. RefSeq names its product TIR domain containing adaptor protein (gene TIRAP). The record is from RefSeq and is a predicted model, not a curated record. NCBI's taxonomy places the organism in Eukaryota, Metazoa, Chordata, Testudines, Emydidae. Gene Ontology annotation, biological process: signal transduction. Bases 923 to 1576 code for a protein of 217 amino acids. The transcript is spliced from 5 exons.